GGCAUGCAACGCACAAUGCUGCUAUAUCAUGUACAUGUUCAGUACAUGUACAGCUUGAACAAGCUGGCUCGGCGCAAGUUCCAAAGUUAGUGUGGAAUGGUUAAAGCCGAUUGAUUCUAGCAGUGUGCACGCGGUGGAUUUUGCAAACUGGUCAUGGAUGUCGAUCGUGCAAUUCAGGCAAUCUUUAGCCUUUUCGAGCGGUACGGUUCGUCUGACUACCUCGGUGAGAAUGUCACCCAAACCGAGCACAUGGUGCAAUGCGCAAUGCUUGCUGAACAAGAGGAGUGCCCAGUGCCGAUUAUUCUGGGAGCGCUCUUCCAUGACAUUGGACACUUGGUUGGCCUACAGCAGGAAGCCAAGCGCAUGGAGACAGAUGGGGUUGUUUUGGGUGCCCGAGGGCAUGAGAUCAUCGGCCAAGAGUUCUUAGAGAGUCUCGGCAUCCCACACUCCAUCAGCAUCUUCUCAAAGGGGCAUGUGGAUGCCAAACGCUACCUCGUCUUCAAAGACACAGGAUAUUAUGACAGACUUUCUGAGGCUAGCAAAAUGACCCUGGUACACCAGGGAGGACCAAUGACGGCAGAGGAGGCCAAGGUAUUUGAAACGGAGCCGCAGCUAGCUGCUACCCUGAAGAUGCGACAGUGGGAUGAAAGGGCCAAGGACCCUACCGUCAAGACUGAGCCACUGGAGAAAUACCAGGAGAUGUGUAGGCAGUUCCUUCUGACAAAUGCAACCUAAGAAUUUGUUUGACUUCAAGCAAACUGAAACUGAACGUUCAUGGUUCACAGAUAAUGGAUGCCGAUUGGACAGCAGUAGAUCUCAUAUUACCUCCUUGAUGUUGCUCGAUCAGUCUACUGCAUAUACGGGUACACAUACCACUUGACUUUAUUCAGCCACUCUGCCUACAUUCUUGUCCAGACUGUAACAAGAGAGAGCGGAGCAACACUAUCUCUCAGUCACUGUCACUCCUUCAUUGAGCACAGAUGUGCAGUAGUAACCAAAUAAUGUCGAUCAACAUGCAAACACUAUUACCAGAAGCCACUGUUUUCCUCAUAAUGACGAGUAUUGAGUACCUCCAGAGAGCAAUACAUGGCCUAUAUUUUGUCAAUGCAAAUUCAUCCAGUAAGGAUGUACCCCCUCUUGGCCAUGUCUUAGCAAACUACGAUAAAGAGAAUAUGACUGUUAGUGUAAUCAAUAGUGUUAGUAUAAUCAAUAUGUUGCAUAUGUCCAUAACACUAACCUCAGUUACCUAUUUGUACUGAAACCCACCAGGAUAGCAAUCUAAUAGAUGUCAAAAAGUGACUUGAUUCAUCUUUUUUGAGGAUUAUGUGCAUUUACCUUAAAAGGAAUGCUUGAUAAAUUCAGAACUCCAUGUAGCUUCUUCCGAAACAUGGAGAAUGAAGUGCAUCUGUGUCCCAUGUCCUCAUGGCCUUUUAGACAAAACAAAUGUGUUUACACUUACAGAUUUAUUUUCCCAUAACUACACCGGCUCUUGUAAAUGGAGCCAUUCACAUGCACAUGUAGUUUGCAGAAAAAUCAAAAUGUGGGCUUUCUCCGUUAUGCUUCAGCAAUGUAGGACAAAAUUUAAAGGAACCACGAAAUAGAAAUAUUUCUAUAAAUUUUACUGAAACUCCUAGAGAUUGCACCUUUGGGUUUCAAUUAAC
Messenger RNA from Acanthaster planci (crown-of-thorns starfish), 1661 nucleotides. RefSeq lists its product as uncharacterized. The record is from RefSeq and is a predicted model, not a curated record. NCBI's taxonomy places the organism in Eukaryota, Metazoa, Echinodermata, Asteroidea, Valvatida, Acanthasteridae.